AUGAUGAUCCCCAGCCACUCAGGACUCACCCUCUUCAGCCCCUCCGCGGCCGUCAAUUUCGCCUCUCCAGCAGUGGCGAUGGUGACGCCUAUGCCGACCGCCGUUUUGAACGAAAUCAAUAACGAGGUCAAGCCGGAGAACCGGAAGUUGGCAUCCCCACCCCGGCCUUUCUGGCACGACGGACCUCUGCCCGACGCCUUCGCGGGCCCGCUCUCCGCCCACGAGCUCGCCGGCAUCGACGCGCUGGCGAAGCGGGGCAAGAAAGAGUGCGUCAGCAUCUACCUCUGCACCGAGGAGAACUGGGGAGGCGUGUGCCACUGGGCCUGUUUCGACAGCGGCCAUCACAUGUACCUCCGCUCGCAGUGGCGUUCCAGGAUCAAGUCCAUCCGGACCAGCGAAGGCGCCGAGUGCAAGUUCUUCUUGUAA
Molecule: messenger RNA, 426 nt
Organism: Colletotrichum higginsianum IMI 349063
Lineage: Eukaryota; Fungi; Ascomycota; Sordariomycetes; Glomerellales; Glomerellaceae
Exons: 1
Coding region: 1-426 (141 amino acids)
Source: RefSeq, a predicted model, not a curated record